Filobasidium floriforme is the source of this 1378-nucleotide messenger RNA. RefSeq lists its product as uncharacterized. Bases 151 to 1167 code for a protein of 338 amino acids. The record is from RefSeq and is a predicted model, not a curated record. NCBI's taxonomy places the organism in Eukaryota, Fungi, Basidiomycota, Tremellomycetes, Filobasidiales, Filobasidiaceae. The transcript has 3 exons.
GUACAGUUGAACAUUUGCAGAUUCUACUCGCUAUACAUAUAGACAUAUUCACGAUCUACACGCAAGCCCUUCUCCGGUUCCUACGUUCCCACGCCACAUCACGAACCGACGCCCGCCUCUGGAUCUCACGGCAUCGCGACACAGCGACAGAUGGGUUUACAACUAGGUGCUUACGAGUCUGACACGGACAGCGAUGCAGGUUCCGGAAAAUCGGUAACUACUCGCUCGCCUUCGUUCCAAUCGCUGCCUGUCGCGGGAGACAGGAUCGGGGGGACCGGGAAAGAACCUCUUGCUGGCAAGACACCACAAGGACGUGUCAAACAGCCCAUCAAAAUCGGAUCAAAGCACCCACUCAUGGGAAAGUCUUCCUUACCAUCCGAAGGGUCGGAUGACGAUCAUGCCCAAUCGCUUUCUUCCUCUUCGAACAAACGGACUCGGCCUCUGGGUUCGUCGUCCACUCAAAGCGGCAGAAGUGGUCUCGUCGAUCUGCUACCUCCCCCGAAAAAGAAGGCGAAGACGGUCAGCAAACCGACAGUUAUACCGAAGGAUGUGGUCGAUUCCCGAUCUGCCACGUCUCGGGUUGACCUGCAACUCGAUAGCGCAAACGAUAAAGCUGUCGAUGACCUAGCACCAACUGUUGACAACAGGAAGAAACGGAAUGAGAUGGAUCUUUUUGGAUUAAUUCCUUCCGAAGGGCCAAAGUCAACCGGUUCACUGCAAGAUCUCCCUGACCGAUCUUCCCCUCUCACGAUCUCAGCUGCUCCGUUGGAUGAUACAAGUCUGGGCCAAGGACUCGAAACACCGUCUCCGAAAGCGGUCGGUUCAGGGCGAUCCGUGCCGGAUGACCUUGUCUCUCAGGGUGCUCUGGGACACGCAUGGAAGGACGUGACUAGUCAGGAUUCAAGCGAAAUGCGUAACUGGGAUGUAAAACGUAAUAUGGCGGAAGCUCGCCAGCUCGAAGACGAACGGGCGAAGCUGUUGGCGGCUCCCGUCUAUCAAGAACAAGGCACAUACAAAGCUGUGGGCAGGACGACCGGGCUAGCUGGCAAACGCCACCAGCUCUCCGCAUUGUUGCAAGACGCACAUUCCAACAGACGAGCGCUCGAAGAUCGUAUCGCCGAGAACAAACGGAACAAGAGGGAGGCGGGCACGAAAUAUGGGUUCUAGCUUGUCUUUUAUCCUAUAUCCUAAUCCGGUUCUGGUCAUUGGGUUUGAACGACCGGCAGUGGCCUUUGUGUAUUAGCUACGUCCACCGGAACAACGGGCUUGCAAGGUUUCGGGAUGGGGGUGUCCGCAUGGAUGGUCGGAUUUUUUACCCUACCAACCCUUCGGUACUUCCGAUGCGUACGAAAGAAAGUCUUCCAUGCAGCUAAGCCCU